GAUUAUAUAUAUUUUAGGAGUACACAGAUGUCUAUGCUUAGCUGAUAGAGUAGUAGUAUAGCGAUGGCUGACAAUGUGGAAGCUGAAAAUAAACCAGCUGGUCAAGUAAGCACUACUGAAUCAAAAAGCAGUUCAGAAAAGCUAGAAACAUCAGAAAGUAAAACAAAUGGUACAGAUACGCAACAGGCAAAGAAUUCAGCGCCAAAAGAAUCUGAAAAGGUGGAAUCAGUAAAUCUGGAUAAACCUGAUACUAAAAAGUCAAAGCAGUAUUCUAAAAAAUCAAAUAAAGGUUCCAAGAAAAAUGUCAAGUCAGAAUGUGAUAAAAGUGAUACCUCUACCUCUGAACAGGAAACCAAUAGUCCUAUGCAAUCAAAAGACUCAACAGUGCCAAAUACCAGGCAGGAUACUGCCAGAGAAGGCAAUGCGUCAAAUAAUUCACCAGAUCAUGCUGAAGAAUCAGAUGAAGAUGAUGAAGGAAUAGGUCUUGGAGAUUGUGCUGAUAUGGACAGUGACUCAAGAAACAAAAUGUUUGAGAAAGGUCUAAACUUUGAAAAAAAUGGAAAAAGAAAUAGAGCACUGAAAUGUUACUUGGCAUGUUUAACUGGUUUGAAGCCAGAUACAAGGUUUCCAUUACUUCCACAAUGCCUCAGAAAUAUUGCUGAUAUAUUUUAUCACAAAGAAGAAUAUGAUAAAGCUGUUCAUUUCAUCCAGGCAGAAAAAGUAUAUUACGAAAGUGCAUUGAUAGACACAACUGAUAUACAACAUAAACUAGAGGAAGCCCAGUUGAAGGGAGGCACGUUACAACCAAACAUGACAACAGACACAGUGAGAGCAUCAGAAUAUGAACAUUUGGCUAGGCUCUGUUUAGACAGGGAACAACCCCAGUUAGCUUUAGAGUAUGCAGGAAAGGCUACAAAGUUACGACAACAAGUUUUGGGUGACAAGGAUCCUGUCACUGUAGAAAGUCUAGACUUCUUUGCAACUGUUUAUGCCAAGGUUGGAGCGGAACAAUAUGAAGAAUCAUUAAAGAAGUUUGCUGACAAACCAGAGGAAGGUGAUGAUGCUGAGGGAUCACCACAGACAGAAGAUGGGGAACAGAAGGAACCAGUUUCUAUUCUCAGAAAACGUAAAAUUAGUGAAAAAGAAAAGAAAGUGCACUUUGAUGAAUCACAGCUUCAGAGCAAUGAACAAAUACAGCAUGAGGAGAAGUUUGCCAAGACUGUAUUAUGGGCGUUACUAGUUGUGUGUUGUAUACUGCUGAUUAUCCUAGGAUUAUACCUAUAUUGUAACUUGGUAGGAUCCAAUGCAUGUACUAAAUUAAAAUCUGAUCUACACUAUGGAUAUAUGAGACUGAAAUACUGGUAUUAUCAGUACCAGGCUGGACCUAAUGCUAAAUUUAUGUAAUUGUAUUGAAAACUGUUCAAUUGUUUUACAUUCAUCACAUUUAUGAACCAACUUUUAAACUUUAAUGAAGGGCUUUGGUUUUUUGCAUCCAUGUCAGAAAUUUGUUUUUCAAGUACAUUUUUAAAUCAUUAUAUGAGUGUAAAUGACAUUUGAUUUUUGAAUUAUAUUUUUUGACAUUUUUCACCAUCUUCUAUAAACUAAUUGAAUAUUCAUUAGGGGAGACAACUUUUCCUUAAAAAUAAAAAGUUGAUUCGUAACUUUCUACAUGCAAUAAACUGUCUGUUCACAUUGAGCAAACCAUUUGAAGCAAAAGUUCACUCACAAUCUCCAAGUAAUAUGGACGCAUGUUGCCAAUUAUAAUGUGUUGCACAAACUGGCUCAACUUUUUCUGAAGAUUCAAUUUUGCAAUGAUUUAGAUUAAAGAGACAAAUGUCUCCGCUCAUUGUGGACACGCUUGUAAAACACUCGACUCGAGGUCUUUUCCAUUAAAAUUAAUGUCAUGAACGUGGGAGGAUAAAAAGGAUAAAGGGAAGUUUUAUUCAUGGACACAGGUUGGGUGUCAAUGUGAUUGCAUGUACAUGUGUAUUUGAUGUUUGCAAAAUUACAUGCAUGAAGAAAGUAUGUAUGUUGUUGAAAGGAGUUUUGAAGUGUCUUCCUACCCACCUUAUCCAUUGAAAUGGAAUAACUCUAAGCUACUGCUAUGUAAAAUAAGGUGGUGUUGUAUGAUUAUUCUACUUUUCUUAUAUUCUAUUGUAUCUCAGGGCUUUGUAUUCUCAUAUCUAUAAAAGGGGGAAUUAUCUUGCUGAUGAUGUUUGCUCACAGGAACCUUCAAUUUGUAUACUAUUUGUAUAUCUUUUGAUGCCAUAUUGUUAUUCAGACUUUUUAUAACCAAAUGAGACCUUUAAGUAAAAGCCAGGUAUGAUCAAAUUUGAAAAAAGUAUCCCAUACAAAUUUGUAAUUUACUGGCACAAAUUGGACAAAUAUAUAUGCAUUUAGAAAUGGUUAAUUUCCUUUUCUAUGGAAUCUGUACAUUAUGUAUAGUGUGAAUAUUUUUUUUAUUUAUUUAUUUUGUUAAUACUUCCCAUGAAUUGGGAAACAUUAUAUUUUACGGAUAUCACAUAAACAAAUAAAAAUAAAUAAGUGUGUCUCCAUUUUGUAUAUAUUUUUGUCAGACAUAUUUCAACAGAAAUGUUUUUUUUCUUUCGAUAAGGCAAUAUACAUGUAUAUGCAAAUUAUAUUUUAGAAUUAAUAUGUUUUACACUAAUUUUUAGCACUUUUCUAACUUUAUAAACCGAAUACUUCACAUCAUUUAGAAUAUUUGUGUUUUUCAAUAUUAUUAUAUUUAACCAUAUAUAAGUAAAAAGCAGAAUCCUGCAUUUGGAAUUUCAUCCAUGAAAGAUGGAAUCUGAAAAAUAUUUCCCCAAUGGAUUCUUUAAUAAAGUGAAAGAAUUUUAAAAACAAAGGAAAUGAAAAUUUUGUUGAUUGGGCGGUAAAUCAAAGGUCAAAAUUAACCAACUCAUGGGUUGAAUUACAUAAAAAGGAAUACUAUUAAAUUUACAAAGCAUGGAAAAUGAAAAGUUUGUGGGUAUGGCCUGAAAAUUAUUAGUCAAAAUUAAAAAGAAAAAAAGGACUGAUUUUUAAAGAAUUGAAAUGGUUACUAUUUCAAUUUAUUUUUUUAAACUUUUAAUUAUGUUAUGUAGAUUGUAGUGUUGUUUAUUAAUACAUUAAUUUAAUAUUUUUCCAUAUAUUUACAAAAACCAAACCUGAUACAUUUUUGUCAUUAAUGGUUUGCAUUUAUAGAUAUCUAUCGUAAUAACACACUUUAUAAUUGUUUUGUUUGAAAUGAUUCAUGGAAUCAUUAGUUGCUUAUUAUAAUAAUUCAUUGAGUUUAAAUGAUUUAUUAACAAAAUAUCUUUAUUUAUUAUACUUUUGUGAUAUAAUAUGAUUUAUAAACGAAAUAAACUAAUUUAGUAUACUUUUGUGAUAUCAUAUAUAAGGUAUAGUUGCUUCUUUCCCAUUAAGGAGGUGAGAAAAACCUGAAAAUACAAAAGAAAUAUUUGGAAAAUACGGAAUAUGUUUCAUAAAGGGAAAUAUGCCAAAAGUUAAAAAUUUCACUUUUGUAGUAAAGACAUAAUAGAACAUAACAUUUCUACUAAAAUGUAGAAAAAUUGUGAAAUUAUAUUACAAGAAAAAAAUCAACAAAUCUUUUUUUCCCUUAAAUUUAAAGAACUGUACAUUUGAUUGAAGAAUGACCAUCAAAUGCUAGUGUACAUUUGGCAUAUAUUGGUAUAAAUCUUUAUUUACCAAAUGCUACAAACCAGUGGUAGUUUUCACUAAAAAAACUUAUGACUGAGAUCAUAAGUAUUAUGAAUUGUUCUUGACUUACAAUCAAUAUUAGUUAUAAGUUUUUUUGUGAUUUACAUUGUACUCUUAAAAGUGUUUUGUUAUCUGAUUUUAAUCUGUAAAUCUAAGUUGAAUUUUAAAACCAUCUGGAUGUCUAACAGCUAUUUAUUGCAAUUGUUCUUCUUUUAGUUUAAAAAAACUCACAUAUGCCAAUUUAAAUUAAAGAUAAUGUUAUCUUUUAAUUCCUUCUGCUGUUUGUUUGUCAUAAUUUCAGAAAUCAGAAUGUACCUCAUACUAAUCAUGCUAAUAAGAAAGUGAUUUUUUAUAUUUCAUGGAAGCUGGUCUUCUAUAUGUUUGUAGAUGAUUAAUAAAACUGUUAUGAUUA
Messenger RNA from Mytilus trossulus (common blue mussel), 4132 nucleotides. RefSeq names its product consortin-like. Gene Ontology annotation, molecular function: connexin binding. Lineage: Eukaryota; Metazoa; Mollusca; Bivalvia; Mytilida; Mytilidae. The record is from RefSeq and is a predicted model, not a curated record. The coding region runs from base 64 to 1404 and encodes 446 amino acids. The transcript has 10 exons. Gene Ontology annotation, cellular component: trans-Golgi network; plasma membrane; transport vesicle. Gene Ontology annotation, biological process: positive regulation of Golgi to plasma membrane protein transport.